AUGGGCAGUGCUACCAUAGUUCUAUCAAGGGGCGCUGUUCCUUACAGCACCAGCAUUAGUGAGCCACGAGGGAAGACCAGAAACAACAAUAAGUACACAAAUCUGUGGAAUGGAAGGUUUCUUGGUAUUGGCCUUCGUUGUCAUGGAAAGAGAAACAAGCCCUGUAGAUUGUAUACUUCAACUGGAGAAACUAAGCCUACAAAUGAUCUCCAAGAGUUGUUGCUAACACUUCCCAGUGAGAAAAACUGGGAUGGUAGUUCUCUCCAUCUAUAUGGAGGGGUUUGGUAUCCAGCUUAUGCCAUUAGUGGAGUAGUUUCCUUUCAACAACACUUCAUAGCUCAGAACAGCGAUAUUAUAUUAGCAAGCAUGCCAGCAUCGGGCAUGCCUUGGUUGAAAGCCCUUGCCUUCUCAGUUAUAAACCGAAAUCACCAGAGUGCUAAAGAGAGCCCCUUGCUCGUUACCUCACCUCAUGAACUUGUACGUUCCUUUGAAAAUGACCUUUACUUCAAAACCAACCACCCAAAUCUCGAACAACUUCCUCUGCCAAGAAUUUUCAGUACUCAUACCCAUUAUUCAUCUUUGCCAUUGUCCAUUAUAGAUUCUAAGUGUAAAAUUGUGUUCAUAUGCAGGAAUCCACUAGACCAGGCUAUCUCUUAUUUUCUUUUUGCUAGCAAGUCCAGGCAAGAGAAUGCUAAACCUGUUUCUUCAAUUGAAGAACAUUUUGAGAAAAUUUGUCGUGGUGUCCAGAAUUAUGGGCCAUUUUGGGAUAGUUCAUUAGGAUAUUGGAAAGAAAGCUUGGAAAGACCAGAGAAGGUGCUGUUUUUGAGAUAUGAAGAUUUGAAGGAUGAUACGAUUUCCAACUUGAAGAAGCUGGCUGAGUUCUUGGGAUUUCCUUUCUCAGAAAAUGAAGAGAAAGAGGGGGUCCUAGAAGAAAUAUUAAGGUUGUGUAGCUUUGACAACCUCAAGGACUUGAAGGUGAACAAAAAUGGUGUUCGUCCGAAUGGAGUUCCAAAUAGUGUCUUUUUCAGGAGCGAAGAAGUGGGGCAUUGGAGCAAUUAUCUCAGUCCUCAAAUGGCUGAAAACUUCCGAAAGAUUGUAGAAGAAAAGUUGGUUGGAUCUGGUUUGGCCUUCAAAAUAUCUCAAUGA
Messenger RNA from Dovyalis caffra, 1146 nucleotides. The record is from the annotation of a GenBank genome assembly. NCBI's taxonomy places the organism in Eukaryota, Viridiplantae, Streptophyta, Magnoliopsida, Malpighiales, Salicaceae.